CGCGAUGAUCAUUCUACCCGUUGGGAUCCCCAGUGGUUUUCCAACCAUUCAUCGUCAUACCCAGGGAGAGGAUCCCUCCUGCUAUUACUUGUAACACGCUGCUACUACGCAAUAGUAUCAUUAGUUAGAGCUGAGGAUAGAUGUACGUAG
Molecule: messenger RNA, 150 nt
Organism: Bipolaris oryzae ATCC 44560
Lineage: Eukaryota; Fungi; Ascomycota; Dothideomycetes; Pleosporales; Pleosporaceae
Exons: 1
Source: RefSeq, a predicted model, not a curated record